AUGAUACCCCCUGUACUUAGCAACCUUUCUUGGAAUACGACCGAUGAUACUCUGCGCGAUGCGUUCAUGCAGUUCGGCCAAGUGCUUGACUCCAUCGUGAUGCGCGACCGCGGCACCGGCCGUUCGCGCGGCUUCGGCUUCGUCACCUACGGCUCUGAGCCCGAGGCCACGAACGCCAUCCAGACCAUGAACGAGCAGGAGCUCGAUGGUCGCCGCAUCAAGGUCAACAUCGCCAAUGCCCGCACUGGCGGCGGAGGUGGCUUCGGCGGCGGAGGCGCUGGCGGCUACGGCGGUGGAGGCUACGGUGGCGGAGGCUACGGCGGUGAAUCCGGCGGCCAGGGUGGCUAUGGUGGCGGCGGCUAUGGCGGCCAGCAGGGCGGCGGCUACGGCGGAGGCUAUGGUGGCCAGCAAGGCGGCUACGGCGGUUCUGGCGGCUACGGUGGCGGCCAGGGCGGCUACGGCGGCGGUCAGGGCGGCUACGGUGGCUCCGGUGGCUACGGAGGUGGCCAGGGUGGCUACGGCGGUCAGGCCGGUUACGGCGCCCAGGCCGGCUACGGCAGCUGA
This is a messenger RNA of Peniophora sp. CBMAI 1063, 564 nucleotides long. NCBI's taxonomy places the organism in Eukaryota, Fungi, Basidiomycota, Agaricomycetes, Russulales, Peniophoraceae. The record is from the annotation of a GenBank genome assembly.